AUGACAUUUAAACUAAAAGAUGAUUCGAUAUUCAAAAAGUUUAAUUUAGUACCAAACAGUCAAUAUCUGAAGCCCACAAAAGAAAUUAACCAAAUUAGAGAACAUGCUCUCAAAUUAACCAAUGGAAAAAUGCAUGAAAGUGCAGGAGGAUCAUCUUUAAACACGGCUAAAAUUCUUGGCACACUUCUUAAGGGAAAACAAACUGUUUUAUUCUGCGGAGCCGUUGGUAGAGAUAAACACGGAGAAAACAUGAGAAAUAUGGUCAAAGAUGUAGAACUCGAACUUGUGGAUAUACCUAAAGUUCAGACAGGUACUUGCUUGUGCUUAAUUUGGAAAGAAAAUGCUUGUCUAAUUGCUGAUAUUGGUGCAUCGCAGAACUAUAUAUUAGAGCACAUGUGCACCAAAAAAAUGCAAAAAUACUACGAUAAGUCGCAUUUCAUUUACGUAGAAGGAUUUUUCCUUCCCGGUCGAUUUAAAGAAGUCAAAUAUCUUUUGGAUGAUGUUUGUGCAAAACAAGAUAAUGUAUUUAUCUGGAAUUUGAGCGCAGCUUACAUCAGUACCACUUUCCCCAAAGAAUCUAAAUUCAUAACUUCAAAAUCCGAUUUUGUCGUUGGAAAUGUUGAGCAGUUUAUGGAUUUGGGAAAAGUUUAUAAAACGAAAAACUUAAAGGAAAUUAUGGAACGAACGUUCGAAGGGCAUGAUUGCGUUAAGAAGAGAUGUAAACAUUUCCAAAGUAAACUAGCAGUAGCAACCGAUGGCUCUAAACCUAUCCAUAUGAUGUACAACACCAAGAAGGAUUUCCUUUGCUAUGAAGUAUAUCAACCACCUCUCAUUCAAGAGAAAGAUAUAAAAGAUACUACAGGCGCUGGUGAUUCAUUUUUGGCAGGAUUUUUGAGAGGAUAUUUGGCUAAUAAAUCUCCUCUCAGAUGCGCAGUUUUUGGGUCAAAGGUAUCUGCUGAUAUCAUUGACCAAUAUGGAGUUACAUUAAGUAGAGGAUUUACUCGUCAUACGCCAAAAGUGUAG
This is a messenger RNA of Ctenocephalides felis (cat flea), 1023 nucleotides long. RefSeq names its product adenosine kinase 2-like. Lineage: Eukaryota; Metazoa; Arthropoda; Insecta; Siphonaptera; Pulicidae. Gene Ontology annotation, cellular component: nucleus; cytosol. Gene Ontology annotation, biological process: purine ribonucleoside salvage. Bases 1 to 1023 code for a protein of 340 amino acids. The transcript has 4 exons. Gene Ontology annotation, molecular function: adenosine kinase activity. The record is from RefSeq and is a predicted model, not a curated record.